This is a messenger RNA of Heteronotia binoei (common prickly gecko), 2422 nucleotides long. Its product is annotated as oocyte zinc finger protein XlCOF6-like. The transcript has a single exon. The annotation marks the transcript as partial. NCBI's taxonomy places the organism in Eukaryota, Metazoa, Chordata, Lepidosauria, Squamata, Gekkonidae. Gene Ontology annotation, cellular component: nucleus. Gene Ontology annotation, molecular function: DNA-binding transcription factor activity, RNA polymerase II-specific; RNA polymerase II cis-regulatory region sequence-specific DNA binding. The record is from RefSeq and is a predicted model, not a curated record. Gene Ontology annotation, biological process: central nervous system development; regulation of transcription by RNA polymerase II.
AGAACCCACACAGGAGAGAAGCCUUUUGAAUGCUCAGUGUGUGGAAAGAGAUUCAGUCAUAGUGGCAGUCUUCAAUAUCAUCAGAAGACCCACACAGGGGAGAAGCCUUUUGAAUGCUCAGAGUGUGGAAAGAGAUUCAAUCGGAAUGGCCAUCUUGAAACACAUCAGAGAACCCACACAGGGGAGAAGCCUUUUGAAUGCUGGGAGUGUGGAAAGAGAUUUAGUACGAGUUGGGAUCUUCAAAGGCAUCAGAGAAUCCACACAGGGGAGAAGCCUUUUGAAUGCUCAGAGUGUGGAAAGAGAUUCAUGUGGAGUGCCAGUCUUCAAACACAUCAGAGAAACCACAAAGGGGAGAAGCCUUUUGAAUGCUUGGAGUGUGGAAAGAGAUUUGGUACGAGUGGCGAUCUUCAAAAGCAUCAGAAAAUCCACAACAGGGAGAAACUUUUUGAAUGCUCUGAGUGUGGAAAGAGAUUUCUGUGGAGUGGCAGUCUUCAAAAUCAUCAGAGAACCCACACAGGGGAGAAGCCUUUUGAAUGCUUGGAGUGUGGAAAGAGAUGUAGUACGAGUGGUGGUCUUCAAUAUCAUCAGAGAAUCCACACAGGGGAGAAGCCUUUUGAAUGCUUGGAUUGUGGAAAGAGAUGUCGUACGAGUGGCGGUCUUCAAUAUCAUCAGAGAAUCCACACAGGGGAGAAGCCUUUUGAAUGCUUGGAGUGUGGAAAGAGAUUUAGUGCAAGUGGCAGUCUUCAAUAUCAUCAGAGAACCCACACAGGGGAGAAGCCUUUUGAAUGCUUAGAGUGUGGAAAGAGAUUUAGCAUGAGUGGCAGUCUUCAAAAGCAUCAGAGAACCCACACAGGGGAGAAGCCUUUUGAAUGCUUGGAGUGUGGAAAGAAACUUUCUACCAGUGGCAGUCUUCAAAGUCAUCAGAGAACCCACACAGGGGAGAAACCUUUUGAUUGCUCAGAGUGUGGAAAGAGAUUCAUGUGUAGUAGCAGUCUUCAAAAGCAUCAGAGAACCCAUACAGGAGAGAAGCCUUUUGAAUGCUUGGAGUGCGGAAAGAGAUUCAGUCAGAGUGGCAAUCUUCAAACGCAUCAGAGAACCCACACAGGGGAGAAGUCUUUUGAAUGCUUGGAGUGUGGAAAGAGAUUUAGUAUGAGUGGUGAUUUUCAAAAGCAUCAGCAAACACACAACGGGGAGAAACCUUUUGAAUGCUCUGAGUGUGGAAAGAGAUUUCUGUGGAGUGGCAGUCUUCAAAAUCAUCAGAGAAUCCACACAGGGGAGAAGCCUUUUGAAUGCUUGGAGUGUGGAAAGAGAUUUAGUGCAAGUGGCAGUCUUCAAUAUCAUCAGAGAUCCCACACAGGGGAGAAGCCUUUUGAAUGCUCAGAGUGUGGAAAGAGAUGUAGUACGAGUGGUGGUCUUCAAUAUCAUCAGAGAAUCCACACAGGGGAGAAGCCUUUUGAAUGCUCAGAGUGUGGAAAGAGAUGUAGUACGAGUGGUGGUCUUCAAUAUCAUCAGAGAAUCCACACAGGGGAGAAGCCUUUUGAAUGCUUAGAGUGUGGAAAGAGAUUUAGCAUGAGUGGCAGUCUUCAAAGGCAUCAGAGAACCCACACAGGGGAAAAGCCUUUUGAAUGCUUGGAGUGUGGAAAGAGACUUUGUACGAGUGGCAGUCUUCAAAGUCAUCAGAGAACUCACACAGGGGAGAAACCUUUUGAUUGCUCAGAGUGUGGAAAGAGAUUCAUGUGUACUGGCAGUCUUCAAAAGCAUCAGAGAACCCACACAGGGGAUAAGCCUUUUGAAUGCUUGGAAUGUGGAAAGAAAUUCAGUCAGAGUGGCAAUCUUCAAACGCAUCAGAGAACCCACACAGGGGAGAAGCCUUUUGAAUGCUUGGAGUGUGGAAAGAGAUUUAGUACGAGUAGCAAUCUUCAAAAGCAUCAAAGAAACCACACAGGAGAGAAGCCUUUUGGAUGCUCAGAGUGUGGAAAGAGAUUCAGGUGGAGUGGCAAUCUUCAUCGUCACCAGAGAACCCACACAGGGGAGCAGCCUUUUGAAUGCUCAGUGUGUGGAAAGAGAUUCAAUUGGAGUGGCAAUCUUCAAGAGCGUCAGAGAACCCACACAGGGGAGAAGCCUUUUGAAUGCUCAGAGUGUGAAAAGAGAUUCAUGUGGAGUGGCAGUCUUCAAGGGCAUCACUCCAACCUCAAGCCGGCUACCUGAACCAGCUUCUGCUGGGAUCAGACUCCGGUCGCGAGUAGAGGGCUCCGACUGCAGUACCGCAGCUUUAGCACUCUGCACCACGGGGUAAACUUCCUUUACUGUGCUUAUAAGAGGAGAAGUCUUUAAAAUGUUUUAUUAACCUCCUUUCCCCCCCCCCCUGCUUCCUUGAUUUGAUACUGUUGUUUUUAUGUCAAUAAAGGUUCUGUGAAUUGUG